AUGAGCGCACUGGUACGGCACUCACCGUUGAUAGGGUUGGGGUUCCUUCAAAGCACCGUUUACCCUAAAAAGGUCACGUGUUAUUUUUCGACUUGCAUGUGGAAAUGUCAUUCGAGCAUUGGAAAAGUUAUUGGUAUAAGAACGACGUCGAUGAGGACAACGGUACCAACGAGAAGGAUCUGUUCAAGCGGUAGAUUGUUGUUACAGUUUGGUUCUCGAGCAAGACAGAAGCAGGAAGAUCUAGACUACCAGCAAGCAAUACUACGUAGAAACAUGGCACAACAUCCUAAGGUUAUUUGUCUUGGUAAUCCAUUAUUGGAUAUCCAAGUUGACGUUACAGAGUCCUAUUUGGCAAAGUACGGUUUGAAGAGCAACGACGCAAUCUUGGUAGAAGCUGGUUCUGGUGAUGCUAAGUUGAACAUUUUCGAUGAGAUCGUCGAGAUGGAAGAUGUCAAGUUUGUUGCUGGUGGUGCUGCUCAAAACACCGCUAGAGGUAUCGCAUAUGUAUUGGGUAAAGAUCAAGUUGGUUACUUCGGUUCUGUUGGUGAGGACAAGUUCUCUGCCAGACUAUUGAAGGAAAACGAUGCUGCUGGUGUCAUCUCUUUGUACCAAGUGCAAAAGGAUAUCAGCACUGGUAAGUGUGCAGCAUUGAUCACUGGUCAUGAUAGAUCUUUGGUCACCGACUUGGCUGCUGCCAACCAUUUCACUCCAGAUCAUUUGGACAAGCACUGGGAUUUGGUUGAAUCUGCUUCUUUGUUCUACAUUGGUGGGUUCCACUUGACCGUGUCUCCAGAAGCUAUUGUCAAGUUGGGUAAGCACGCUCAAGAAAACAACAAACCUUUCAUCUUGAACCUGUCUGCUCCAUUCAUUCCAGCCUUCUUCAAAUCUGCUUUGGAACAAGUCUUGCCAUACACUACUUACGUUAUUGCCAACGAAUCUGAAGCUGCCGCUUACGCUGAAUCUUUCGGUGUCGAAGCUGACAAAGAAGACUUAGCAGCAAUCGCUAAGCAUAUUGUCGGUGAUUCCAAGACAAGAACCGUUAUCUUCACUCACGGUUUGGAACCUACUGUUUCUGUUUCUGCUGAAGGUACCAACACCUACGAUGUUGUCCCAUUGGACCCUUCCAAGAUUGUUGACACUAACGGUGCUGGUGACGCCUUCGCUGGUGGUUUCGUCGCUGGUUUGGCUCAAGGUAAGUCUUUGGAAACUGCCAUUGCUCAAGGUCAAUGGUUAGCUGCGCUAUCUAUUCAGGAAGUUGGUCCAUCUUACCCAGCUGAAAAGAAGCAAUUCCAGGCCUAA
Kluyveromyces lactis is the source of this 1299-nucleotide messenger RNA. RefSeq names its product adenosine kinase (gene ADO1). NCBI's taxonomy places the organism in Eukaryota, Fungi, Ascomycota, Saccharomycetes, Saccharomycetales, Saccharomycetaceae. Gene Ontology annotation, biological process: purine ribonucleoside salvage. The record is from RefSeq and is a predicted model, not a curated record. The coding region runs from base 1 to 1299 and encodes 432 amino acids. Gene Ontology annotation, molecular function: adenosine kinase activity. The transcript has a single exon. Gene Ontology annotation, cellular component: cytosol; nucleus.